Triplophysa dalaica is the source of this 1701-nucleotide messenger RNA. Its product is annotated as Schwann cell myelin protein. Lineage: Eukaryota; Metazoa; Chordata; Actinopteri; Cypriniformes; Nemacheilidae. The record is from RefSeq and is a predicted model, not a curated record. Bases 155 to 1375 code for a protein of 406 amino acids. The transcript is spliced from 9 exons.
ACCUUGAGGGAGUUUUUUUGUGUGAACAUUCAACUGAAGAUUACAAGGAAUAGAAACUUUGAAAGAAAAGUCACAGAUUGAUUUUUUAAAAACACCAAAAUUAGUCCGUCAAUCAGUUAAUACUAUUACGUGUUUAACUAUAGAUCAAAACAGCAUGACUGGACCCAAAGUCUUAAUAGUCAUCGUGUGGAUUUUAAAAGGUGCUGUAAGCAACAAAUGGGAUAUUAAGAUGCCCCAAAAAAUCGAUGUAAUGAGUGGCUUCUGUGUUCAAAUCCCCUGUACGUUCGAGAUCCCAGAUUCAUUCACAAAAUACCUAAACAAAUCUGUUGAAGCGGUGUGGAAAAAAACAGACCCAGGCUUGGGAUUAACAGUGUUUAGUUCAAAUAGCGUUGCGUCUGUUCUAAAAGGCAGAGUAACCGGCAACCUAUUGAGUAAAAAUUGCACAACGGUGUUUGAAAACUUCCCUGAUGGAUCCAAUGAUACAUACUUCUUCAGACUUCAAGGUCCCGCGCCCCUGAUGUACACAUUUCUGCAAGGUGUCAACAUCAAUGUACAUGCAGACUUACUCGCUCCUAUGUUGAGCCCUCAUAUUGAUGUGCUGGAAGUUUCAGAGGGCCAGAAUGUGACCUUGACGUGCUCCACUGUACUGUCAUGCCCCUCACAACAUCCUGUGAUGCACUGGAGCGUAACUCUGGGGGAAAAGAUCGACCCCGCCAUACAGGUGGAUGAAUUUGGACAGAUGUUGUUGGUUUCCUCUCAAAUGUUCAAUGCAUCAUCUCUAAAUGACGGGCUUAAGGUCUCCUGCUUUCUUGUGUACUCGCAGGAUGUCAGAAGACCUAUCGAGACCAGUAUUACCCUUAGAGUGUUGUAUACCCCCCAAAACACCAUAGCCCUGGCAAAUCCGCCAGGUCCAGUGUAUGAAGGCAACGUGGUGACGCUGAGCUGUCAGAGUGAUGCUAACCCUGCUGUCAAGCGCUAUGAGUGGUUUAAACAAACAGGAAAUGGGGAGUUAGUGUUAAAGGCUCAAAAGCAGACUUUGACAAUGAAAGUUAGCAGUAAUGUUCUGGGUCUUUAUGUCUGCAAGGCUCACAACAUUCAUGGGACCGACCAGUCGACAGUUGUGACUGUCGAUUUAAAAGGUUGUCCGUGCACCGCACCAUACAUCAUGUGUGGAGUUCUCACAGGUCUCCUAAUUCUCAUUACUGUUGUGGACUUAGUCAAAUAUAAAAGUUUGAUGAAGCAACUCAAGUGGGCUGAAGAUUUGAGAGGACAAAUGGCAUACGCAACCCUCAACAGGACCAAUGACUCCCACGUUUACAAUGAAAUACAGAUCAGGGCCAGCAGAACAGAAGAAGACUUUGUAAACAAAAACUAGGUCAAACAUCGAGAGCCUGAAAGCCCAUGCUUUGAUGAAGGUGUGGGUACCAGUUGUUCCUGUGUCGUGUCUCCAUCCUUACAUUUUUAUUAUUUGAGUGUGAAAGUCUGAAUACAUGAAAUUCAUCAGUUGCUGAUAUUUUAUACCAGAAGUGUCAUUUCCACAACAGAAUGUAAGAAUAUAGAAACUAUUUUUGUUUAUGUUUCAGAAAGCUGAACGUUUUUAGAAAAAUAUAUAUAUUGUCUUCAAUUAUAUUAACCCAAACUUUCUUUCCUAAAAGUCCUUUAAAACAACUCUUACAAUAAAUGUUACACAUUUGAUCUUCA